Messenger RNA from Erinaceus europaeus (western European hedgehog), 1297 nucleotides. It is a transcript of the gene LRRC75A, whose product is annotated as leucine rich repeat containing 75A. The record is from RefSeq and is a predicted model, not a curated record. The transcript is spliced from 4 exons. Bases 127 to 1158 code for a protein of 343 amino acids. Lineage: Eukaryota; Metazoa; Chordata; Mammalia; Eulipotyphla; Erinaceidae.
CCGCCGCCCGCCGCCCGCGCGCAACAGUUCCCCCAAAGUUGCCGCCCGGGAGGCGGGCGCGCCAGGCAGCCGGCCCGGGACGCCGCGGUGGUGCGAGCGGUACGGGCGGUGCGGGCGGGCGGCGGCAUGGGCACCCGGCAGACCAAGGGCAGCCUGGCGGAGAGAGGCAGCCCCGGCGCGGCGCCCGGGCCCCGCCGCGAUCGGCCCGACUUGUGGGCGUCGUGGCUGCUGCGCGCCGGGGACAAGGCGGGGCGCGCGGGCGCGGGCGCGGGGCUGCCCCCCUACCACCGGCGGGUCUGCAUGGUCCAGGAGCUGCUGCGGAUGGUGCGCCAGGGCCGGCGCGAGGAGGCGGGGACGCUGCUGCAGCACCUGCGCCAGGACCUCGGCAUGGAGUCGACCUCGCUGGAUGACGUCCUGUACCGCUAUGCCAGCUUCAGGAACCUGGUGGAUCCCAUCACACACGACCUCAUCAUCAGCCUGGCCCGCUACAUCCACUGCCCCAAGCCGGAGGGGGACUCACUGGGCGCCAUGGAGAAGCUGUGCCGGCAGCUGACAUACCACCUCAGCCCCCACUCCCAGUGGAGGCGGCACCGUGGACUGGUGAAGAGGAAGCCGCAGGCCUGCCUCAAGGCUGUCCUGGCUGGGAGCCCACAGGACAACACGGUGGACCUCUCCGGUAUCCCGCUGACCUGCCGUGACCUGGAGCGUGUGACCAGCUACCUGCAGCGCUGCGGGGAGCAGGUGGACAGCGUGGAGUUGGGCUUCACCGGCCUCACAGACGACAUGGUCCUGCAGCUGCUGCCUGCACUCAGCACGCUGCCGCGCCUCACCACACUGGCACUCAACGGCAACAGGCUGACCCGGGCCGUGCUGCGUGACCUCACCGACACCCUUAAGGACCCCAGCAAGUUCCCCAACGUCACCUGGAUCGACCUGGGCAACAACGUGGACAUCUUCUCACUGCCCCAGCCCUUCUUGCUCAGCCUGCGCAAGCGGUCCCCCAAGCAAGGCCAUCUCCCCACCAUCCUGGAGCUGGGCGAGGGUCUGGCUGCGGGGGAGGAGACACGGGAUGGCACAGCGAGCCAGGAAGACCCUGAAGGGAGCUCCCUGUCCCCCGUCAGCCACAGCGGGGAGACUGUAGCUGCUGCUCACACGUGACACAAAGUGGGGGUUUACCUGGGGAAUCCUUGCAGAGCAAGAGGCUAAGGCAGGCUAGGACAUGCAAGCUGUGUGUCAAACCGGACCAGGGCAGGGCAACCAUGGGGAGCCAGAUUGUAGCUGGAAGGUGUAAAACUGC